GGGCAUUGGAUUCUGCGAAAACGCCAGCUGAAAGUGGCAGCUAAUCCUUAAUAAACCGUACAUUACAGUAUGGAGAACAGACCGCAAGCGAAAUCGGGGGGUUUAGACCUGCUGGAAGAGCUCGCCGCCCGCUUCGGAAGGCUAGGGCUCACGCUGCCCGGUGUGGAGGUGCGCUGGCAGGACCUGGUGGUAGAAGUCCCCAGGGGGGCCGCGCCCAGCGCGGCGGCCGGCGUCGCGGCGGCAGCAGCACGCACCGUGCACCGCGGCGGCAGUAGCAGUGGCAGUGGCAGUAGCAGCCCCCGCACCAGCAGCGGCUGCGUCGUCUUGGAUGCCGGCAGCGGCGUGUUGGCGCCGGGCAGCCUCACACUGCUGCUGGGGCCUCCCGGCGGCGGGCGCAGCACGCUCCUGAAGGCGCUGUCAGGCCGCCUCGACCCGGGCUGCUCCUCCCGCUGCUGUAACCGCGGGUGGUGCGGCUGCGGCGCCGGCUCCAGCGGCGGCGCCCGCGUGGCGACCGGCUGCGUGGAGUACAACGGCCGGACAGUGGUUAGAGGCAGCAGCGGCGGCAACGAGGCAGGCGGCAGCUGCGGCUGUGGCGCUGGUGGGGGCCGCGGCGCUGAUAGCGACCACAGCCGUGCCAGCGGCGCCAACCCUGGAGAAGGGAAUGCCGCAGCAGCCUAUGCCGCCGCCUUCGGCCGCGACAUCCGGCCACCGCCGCCGCAGCAGCAACAAAGGGCGCCAUCAGCGGACACACCCUCCCCUCAGCGCAAACCGCAGCAGCAGCAGCAGCAGCAGCAGCAGCCAAGGAACUCUUACAUCCAAGAACAGGCCAACGCCCAAGUCCACCGAGCCCCCAGCUCAAGCAACAUCAACUCCGAACAACGCAGCCAGCAGCAGCAGCGGGCGCGCCCCUACCCGCGCCCGCUGACACGGGCGGAUGCCUGCCGUUUGGCGGCGUAUGUGGGUCAGGCCGACGCGCACCUGCCCGAGCUGACAGCGGGGGAGACGCUGGCGUUCGCGGCCAGGUGCCAGACUGGGCCUGGAUUGGAGCGCAUACAUCGCCUGCACCGCUGGCUGCUGGAGCAGGAGGAGCAGGAGCGGGGGCGGGUGCCUGAGCUGGAGCUGGGGCAGGAGCAGGAGCUGGAGCAACAAGAGCAGCAGCGGCAUGAUGACGCGCCGCCGAUGGGCCGUGCCGCAGCGGUUGUUGCAGUGGCGGGUGCAGCACUGGCAGGUGCGGCGAGUGCGCAGCAGGAUUGCGUAGCAGAAGCAGCUCGCUGCCCUGACGGCAGCAGCGGCGGCCAGGCGGGCAAUGCCACGGCCAGCAGUGGCGGUGAUGCUGGCGCCCCGGCUGCGGCUGCCCUAGCAGCUACCGCUGCGCCCCAUCCCGCUGCUGUCGGCAGCACGCACGACGCGCGCUCUGCGCCACCGUGUGGUGGCGGCAGCAUGCUGGAUGCGCUGUUCGGUGAUGCCAGCAGCAGCAGCAGCAGCAGCAGUAGCAGCAGUAGGACAACUGGCGGCGGCGGCGGGUGUGACGUUGGACAGCAGCGCGGUCUGGAGGCCCGACUUGUGGAGGCCGUGGCAGAGCUGCUGGGCCUAUCCGGAGUGCUGCACACGCGCGUGGGUGAUGAGAUGCGUGCGGGGCUCAGCGGCGGCGAGCGGCGUCGCCUGACCCUCGGCGAGGCAGCACUGAGCCUGGCGCCUGUACUCAUGCUGGACGAGAUAACCAGCGGGCUGGAUGCGGCAGUGGCUCUGUCGGUAGUACGCACCCUGCGCCGUGUCUGCGACCUCGCUAAUGUGACGGCGGUGGCGGCGCUGCUGCAGCCCUCGCCCGAGGUGGUCGCCCUGUUCGACAACGUGCUACUGCUGGCGGCGGGCCGCGUGGCCUUCCUGGGCCCACGUGACCGCCUCGCGCCCUUCCUGGCACGCGUGCCUCAAACCCCCGGGCUAGCGCCGUGGCCCCCCGGCCAGCCCCUCGCCGAGUUCGUACAGGAGGUCCUGGCCAGCCCUGCCGACCAGGCGAAAUACCAGGCGUGGCGGCCGGCACGAUUGCCGGCAGCGGGGGCUGUGGCUGCUACAGCCGCUGGCCGAGCGGCUGCUCUUACGGAUGGCGGUGCUGCAGCGGAAAUGGAAGUGGAAGCUGCUACAGCCGCUGGCGCGGCGCCGCGCGGGGAGGGAGCGAUGAAGGCGGAGGCGGGAGCAUGGGUGUCACCAGCAGAGGUCCGCGAGGCCUUUGAGCACAGCGAGGAGGGGCGGGCGCUGGCGGCGCAGCUGGCGGCUGCUCCGUACAACCACCCCCUAGAGGGCCUGCUGCUGCCGGGUGCCGUACACGCGGCGGGCCGGCCGCCCGAACCCCAGGCCGCAACGCAGCAGUCGCAGCCGCAACCGCAGCCGCAGCCACAGCAGCAGCCGGGUGCGGGCACCAUCAAGCCGGCGUGGGCGGAGGGCGGGAGCGCCGCCUGCAGCAGCCGAGGGGCUGGGUGGCGCCGGCGGCGCCUGCUGCUGCUGCUUCGCCCGCUGCUGCCGCCGCGGCGGCUGCUGACGGUGUUGGGCCGCGAGCUGUUGCUGGCGCGGCGCGACCCAGCCUACCUCGGAGCCAUUGUGGGGCAGUUUGUGUUCCAGGGCUUUGUGGUGGCCACGGCCUUCCUGCGCCUGCCGCCCGCCUCGCCCGCCUCGGCCAGCCUGGCGGUGUCGGCGUUGGCGUUCUCACUGAUGGGCAUGUUCAUGUUGGGCUUCAACUCGGCGCCGGUGUAUGUGUCCCGGCUGCCCGUGUUCUACAAGCAGCGGGACGCGCACAUGCUCAGCCCCGCCGCCUACGCCGCCGCCGCGCUGGCCGCCCGGCUGCCGGAGGCGGCUGUGUGCGGCGCUGCCUACAGCGCCCUGGUCUACUUCGCGGUGGGCCUCACGCCGCAGCCGGGCAGGUUCUUUGUGUUCCUGGGCGCCUGCUGGUUGUCCGGCCUCAGCAGUGUGGCCACCUUCCAGCUGCUGGGGGCGGUGACGCGGCGGCAGGUGGUCACACAGGGCCUGGGUGCCGUGCUGCUAAUGGUCAACGUGCUGUGCUCCGGCUUCCCCAUCGCGCGCACUUCCAUUGCGGGCUGGUGGAUCUGGUUUUACUGGAUCAGCCCCAUGGCCUGGAUCCUGAGAUCCAUGGCCGUGUCAGAGAUGAGCAGCGCCCGAUGGCUGGCAGCGGCACCCGCCGUACCGGCUGGAUCCGCCGUACCGGCUGCUGUGACGGGUAGUGGUACUGGUAGUGGCGGCGCCGGCGGCACGGUCCCGUUGAACAUCGGCCUGGCCACGCUGGCUGCCCGCGGCUUCCCCACCGCCCCCGCCUGGGUGUGGUGGGGCCUUGCCUACCUGGCCGCCACCACCGCGCUGCAGCUGCUGGCGCAGGCGGCGGCGCUGGGCUGCCUGGGGCCGCCGGCGGAGCACGCAGCACGCAGGGACGGCGGCAGCAGCACCGGCAGUAGUAGCACCGGUCAACAUAUCCAGCAGGAGCAGCAACUUCCGCGGACCCUACAGCCAGACGAGGCCUUUGCGCAGCUGCCGCCGCCGCACCAAAAGCUGGAGCUACAGCCGACUCGAUCCACUGCGGCUGUCGCAGCCCCCGCAGGCGCUGCCGCAUACGACUACUUUGAGAAUCCAUUGGAGGUGGAGGGCGCGACUGGCUGUAGCACUGCUGGUGGUGGCGGCGGCGGCGGCGGCGGCAGUAGCAGCGUAGGCACCUCCUGGACAUCUUCCGCCGCUGCGCGGAGCAGCAGUGGCGGCGCCGGCGGCGGCGGCAAGGGCGGCGGCAGCAGCAGCUUUACGGCUGCUGCAAUACGCGCAGCGGCGACUGCGGCUGCUGCUAUCUCUGCUGCAGCUGCCACUGCCGCGGCGAAGCAGGAGGACAGUUACACCAGCUGUAGCGGCAGCCGCCUUCCGGGUAGGCGGCCGGCAGAGGCGCCACCAGCAGCCACGCCUUUUGCUGCCGCCAGCAUUGGUGCCCGCGGCGGCGACGACGGUGGCGAUGGUGGCUGCGCUGCCGCCGGCGGGGUCGGUGGUCUGGCGUUUGAGCCGUUGGUGUUUGUGUUCCGGGAGCUUUGCUACUGGGUGCCUCACCCGCGCCCGCGCACACCAGGUGAACGGCUGCAGCUGCUGGACGGCGUCAGCGGCGCGCUGCGCCCCGGCGUGCUCACGUGCCUGAUGGGCGCCAGUGGCGCCGGCAAGACCACUCUGCUGGACCUUCUGGCUGGCCGCAAGCAGGCCACACACAUCCCUUCCACCACCGGCACCACAAGCUCCGGCACCGGCACCGACACCACCAGUGGCAUCGGCACCAGUGGCAUUGGCAACACCAGCAACAGCAGCAACUGCGCCGCCGGGCCGCGCACGGGCGACAGCGGAGCAGGCGGCGGUGACGGCGCCCUCAGCAGGCUACUGCGCGGCGGAUUCUGCGGAGGCUCCGGCGGCUGCGAUGGCAGUAGCAGUGACCGUUGUAGCCGCAGGGGCAGUAGCAUCAGGGGCAGUAGCAGCCGGGGUCCGGUGUGGAGCGGGCUGCAGCUGGUGAACGGGAGCCCGGUCACGCACAUGGGGUCGGGGGGCCGGGGCGUGAUGGGGUACGUGGAGCAGCAGGAUGCACACAACCCCUGGGCCACAGUAGAGGAGGCGCUGCUGUUCAGUGCACAACUGCGGGUGCCCGAUACUGCCACAGCCACCGCCACCACCGCAGCCGCCACCACCUUGCUGCAGCCGCCGUCGUCAGCAGCCUCGCCUGAGGCGUCGCCGGGCCGCUGCUGCCUCUGGGGUCCGCAGCAACAGCCCCAAAAUCAGCAGAGGCAGACGGGGCGGCCGCGGCAGCUGCUGCAGGGGCGGCGGCUGGUGGCGCACGUACGUGAGGUGAUGGCGCUAGUGGAGCUGGGCGGUCUGGCGCGGCAGCGCAUUGGUGUGGGUGGCGGCGGAGGUGGAGGAGAUGGGGGUGGAGGAGGAGGUGCGGGUGGCGGAGGUGGUGGCAGAGGAGAUGGUGGCAGAGGAGGAGGGGCAGGAGGAGGGGCAGGAGGAAGUGGGGGUCGAGGUGGGGCACCGGGGGGCGGCGGGCUGCGGCCGGAGGCACGCAAGCGGCUGACCCUGGCUGUGGAGCUUGUUGCCAACCCCUCCGUCAUCUUCAUGGACGAGCCCACCACAGGCCUGGACGCGCGCGCUGCGGGCGUGGUGAUGCGCGCGGUGCGCAGCGCUGCCGCCACGGGCCGGACCGUGGUGUGCACCAUCCACCAGCCCAGUCGAGAGAUCAUGGACGGCUUUGACGAGCUGCUGCUGCUCAAGCCCGGCGGCCGCACUGCCUACUGGGGGCCGCUGGGGCCGAGCCAGUGCAAACUGGUGGAGCACUUCAUGUCGCCGGCAGCGGGCGUGGCGGGCGUGGCGGGCGUGGCAAGGCCGGCGCCUGACGCCAACCCCGCGGACUGGGUCCUGGGCCUGACCUCUCCGGGCGCGGAGGCGGCUCUGGGGGUGGACUGGGCGCGGCUGUGGGCGACCAGCGAGGCACGGAGGGCCUCGGAGCUGCUGCUGGACCAGCUCUGCCGGGGCGGCGAGGGCGGCGGAGGCGGCGAUGACAGUACUGCCGCCGCCGUCGUUGACAGCGAUGGCGGCGCUGGCAGUGGCGGCGACGGCGCCCACGUGUGGCGAGGCGACGCUGCUGCUGACGUGGAGGCUGGCGGGUUGCAGCCAGCGGCGGCGGCAGGGAGCAGCGAUCAACAUCCGCAGGAGCAGCAGCCACACAUGCGGCGCCCCCGCCAGCAGUACCAGCAACGAAAGAGGUAUCAGGGAGACCGAUACGCGCAGCCGUUGCACGUGCAGCUGCGAUUGGUGCUGUGGCGGCAGUUGGUGUCGCAGGCACGCAACCUCCCGUACAACGGCCUGCGGUUGGCGGUUAGCCUGGCGCUGGCGGGCGUGCUGGGUUCGUUAUACUGGCGGCGGGGGUUGGCGUACGGCAGCGAUGUGGGCGUGCUGGACCUUCUUGGGGUCAUCUACACCUCCAGUCUGUUCCUGCCGCUCAUCAACACGCUCAUGGUGAUGGCGGUGGUGGAGGCGGAGCGGGUGGUGUUCUACCGGGAGCGGGCCGCGCACAUGUACUCGACAGCCGUGUUCGCGGCGGCGCAGGGUCUGGCUGAGCUGCCGCCGCUGCUGCUGCAGUCGCUGUUGUACACGGUGCCGCUGUACGCUGCCGUGCACCUGGCCUUCACAGCGGCCAAAGCAGCCUGGUUCUGGCUGUUUGUGUUCCUGGGACUGACGGUGUGCACAGCGGCCGGCGGCGGCGUCAUGAACCUCAGCCCCUCGCUGCCGGCGGCGGUGGCGGCCGCCGGGGCGCUGGUGAUGCUGUGGAACGUGUUCUGCGGCUUCCUCAUCCCGCGGCGGUCCAUUCGGCCCUGGUGGCUGUGGGCCUACUGGGCCAACCCCGUCACCUACGUCAUCUACGGCGCCACAGUCACACAGCUGGGAGACAUGAGGCACACACCGCUGCGCCUGGCGCUGGGUGGCGCCGCUGGUGCCGCUGGUGCGGUUGCUGGUGUGGGUGGUGACACUGGUACAGGUGCUGGUGGCGUCGGAGGAGGAGGAGGCGCCGCAGCGGCAGCAGCAGCGGAAGCUGGGUCCCAUCAACUGCUGCAGCCGCCAAUGAUGAGCGUGGCCGAGUACGUGGAGACGGCGUUCGGAUACCACUACCACAUGCGCGGCUGGCUGGUCCUGAUCCUGCUGGCCUUCAUCGCACUGGGCCGGGCCGCGUCCUACUACGGCCUCACACGCCUCAACUUCCAGCACCGGUAGUGGGAUGGGGUAUUGGCUGGUAGCGGCAGCACGGCUGGCUAGCUGGAUGGCUGAUGGGGUCAAGUUAGGCAGGACUCGUCGCCCACACCGGUAAUGGGGAGUGGGGUACUAGUGCGUAGCACGGCUAGAUUGAUGGCGGGCCUGGCUGGGACGGCGUGCAAGCUGGUGGCACGCAACGGCAUGUUGACACGGCGUUUGUUGGGGAUUGCUCAAAGUUGUUGACUGAUUGGUUGGACAUGUACGUUCUUGACUACGGCAUUCCACUUUCACAAUGUAACCAUGGAUCAAU
Messenger RNA from Chlamydomonas reinhardtii, 7078 nucleotides. RefSeq lists its product as uncharacterized. Gene Ontology annotation, cellular component: membrane. The coding region runs from base 70 to 6789 and encodes 2239 amino acids. The transcript is spliced from 33 exons. The record is from RefSeq and is a predicted model, not a curated record. Gene Ontology annotation, molecular function: ATP hydrolysis activity; ABC-type transporter activity; ATP binding. NCBI's taxonomy places the organism in Eukaryota, Viridiplantae, Chlorophyta, Chlorophyceae, Chlamydomonadales, Chlamydomonadaceae.